This is a messenger RNA of Plasmodium vivax (malaria parasite P. vivax), 1074 nucleotides long. RefSeq lists its product as hypothetical. NCBI's taxonomy places the organism in Eukaryota, Apicomplexa, Aconoidasida, Haemosporida, Plasmodiidae. The record is from RefSeq and is a predicted model, not a curated record. The transcript has a single exon. Bases 1 to 1074 code for a protein of 357 amino acids.
AUGCAACGACGGGGAUUCUUUUUUAAAAGCGAAAAAAAUGACAUCAUAAAAAACGAAAUUGAGGAAAUCCUAAAAACGGAUAAGGACCCCCUGAUGGAGAGGGGGUGGACCAAAAACGUGAAAGAGAGGGACUACUCGGGGGGAAGUGAACAGAAGGAACCACCAAGGGAGAGCAACCAAAAGGGGUAUAAGAAUAAAAGGGGGAAAUUUAAAAGGCUGUUCAUUUUUAUAGCCUUCCAGAGCAUCCCCAUCGUGGGCCUUAUGUACCUGUUUAAGUACAUAGAGAGCGUCAAACUGGAGGAGCUGAACGUCACAUUCGAGUCUUCAGAUGAAAUAAUUGAAGAGGCCCUCAAGCUGAUCAGGGGGAAUUCGAAAUGCUUCUGUGUGUACUCGGAGGGUGGCGAAAUUAAAACCUUUUUCGUGGACCCCUUGGGGCCGGAGGACUCCGAGGUGAACUACGAGCGGGGGGGGGAGGACACGCCAAUCUCGGCAGACGUGGUGAACGAACCAAUCUCAGAAGACGCGCUCAAGGCAGAAUUAGCCUCCGGGGGGACCGCCCCAAAUGGGGAGCGGCAAAAUGGGGAGUGGCCCAAUGGAGAGCUGCCCAAUGGGGAGCGGCCCACCCACCGCCAUUCAAACACAACGGACGACUUGACCAAAAUAUUUUUAUCCCUAAACAAACCGCUGAUGCAGCGAAUGAUGAAGGUGAAGUCCCCAGCGGAGUUGCCCCUGAAUUACGUCUACUUCUGCAUCUGCAAAAACACGGAGAUUUACGAUUUCCUAAAACGUAGGAACGAGUUGGUGAGUCUGCUGUACUCGGAUGACACGAAGAAUGUGUAUGUAACGUUGACGGGGUCCGCUUCUAUUAUUAAAAAUGAGGUUAUUAGGAAAGUAAUUUGGACGGACCGAUGGUCCUACCUCAUUUCGGACAAUCUGCAAGACAAUUAUGUGUUAAUCAAGUUUACGCCCUCUACGGUGUCCCUCAAAACCAUUGGCUUUAAGAAUCAGCACUGGAAGAGUAACAUCGUGCGCCGCUCCAUGGCGGAUGACAAGAUGGCUUGGGUGAAGGCCUAG